Engraulis encrasicolus (European anchovy) is the source of this 1071-nucleotide messenger RNA. RefSeq names its product tyrosinase (gene tyr). Bases 217 to 1071 code for a protein of 284 amino acids. Gene Ontology annotation, biological process: pigmentation; melanin biosynthetic process. The transcript has 5 exons. The record is from RefSeq and is a predicted model, not a curated record. Lineage: Eukaryota; Metazoa; Chordata; Actinopteri; Clupeiformes; Engraulidae. Gene Ontology annotation, molecular function: tyrosinase activity.
AAGUGAACACAGUUCUGGUGUUUUGUUCUGUAGCUGCGCUGGUUUGUUGGUGUGCUUAAAGUGUGUGAGAGAGACUGAUUUAAGUGUGUGUGAGCAAGUUUCUGGUUUGUUGGUUUGUUGGUGUGUGUAAAGUGUGUGUGAGAGAGCGUAAACAAAGUUCUGGUUCAUCGGUGUCGAGUGUUCGUGUGUGUGUGUGUGUCACUUGUGUGUGUUGCGAUGAGGCGUUGGCUGCUGCCACUGGUGUGUGUGUGUGUGUGUGUGCUGCGCUCGGCGGUGGAGGCCCAGGUCCCGCGUGUGUGUGCCACGUCGGCGGCGCUGGUGUCGGGCGAGUGCUGUCCCGCGUGGGCCGGCGACGGCUCGGUGUGCGGCGCGCGUUCCGGUCGCGGGUUCUGCCGCGAGGUGGAGGUCACCGAGGAACCCAACGGACCGCAGUACCCGCACAGUAACCGUGACGACCGGGAGAGGUGGCCCACCGUGUUCUACAACAGAACAUGUCACUGCGCCGGGAACUACAUGGGCGUCGACUGCGGAGAGUGCAGGUUUGGUUAUUUCGGCGCCUCGUGCGGACAGCGUCGCGAGCUGGUUCGGCGUAACGUCCUGCAGCUGUCGGUUGCCGAGCGACAGCGUUUCAUCUCGUACCUCAACCUGGCCAAGACCACCACCAGCCGCGACUACGUCAUCGUCACGGGAACGCUGGAGCAGAUGGCCAAUGGGACGCGGCCGAUGUUCGGGGACGUCAGUGUGUACGACCUCUUCGUCUGGAUGCACUAUUACGUCUCUAGAGAUGCGCUGCUGGGAGGACCGGGAAACAUAUUCGAGGACAUCGACUUCGCCCACGAGUCGGCCGCCUUCCUGCCGUGGCACCGCGUCUACCUGUUGCUAUGGGAACACGAGAUCCGGCGGCUGACGGGAGACGAGACGUUUACGAUCCCCUACUGGGACUGGAGAGACGCCGAGGACUGCCAGGUCUGCACGGAUCAGCUGAUGGGAGCCAGGAGCCCCGUGGCCUCAAACCUCAUCAGCCCCGGCUCUGUCUUCUCAUCGUGGAAGGUACGAAUUAAGAUUGAGUAA